GCUACAUUUGCUCCGAUUCUAUGAAAACAUGGAUGAUCGCAGCUGGCGAGCAGAUGUUCUAAGCCUUACACUUUGGGGCGUGCUGGCGGCCACUCGUUCUGGCUCCUACAUCUUGCUCUUUUUGCGGCCGGAGGUUUCGGGUCGAGGCAUUUGUCGUCUUUAUGCCUUGUCCACCUCCUUUGCUGCCUGCUCCGUGGAAAUGGCUUCGCAGGGAUACAAGGCAGAACUGGCUCUCGCUGCAGAGUUGGAGAGAACCGAGGUAUUCAAACAGCUGGAGGAGAAUGACCCAUUGCUGAAGGAGAACCCUCGCCGUUGGCCCAUGCCGAAUGUGUUUAAUUUCGCAAGCAAGUAUCGCGAAUUGCACGGCCAGGUCUGGGAGAUGUACAAGAAGCACGAGGCUUCUUUCUGGACAGUGGCGGAGAUCGACCUGGCGCAGGACAACAAGGACUGGGUGACGAUGAACGAGGGCGAACAGCACUUCGUGAAGCAGGUCUUGGCCUUUUUUGCUGCAUCUGAUGGAAUCGUUGUGGAAAACCUCGCUGCGCAGUUCUCCACGGAGGUGCAGAUUCCCGAG
Messenger RNA from Symbiodinium necroappetens, 574 nucleotides. Lineage: Eukaryota; Dinophyceae; Suessiales; Symbiodiniaceae. The record is from the annotation of a GenBank genome assembly.